AGACGAUGAAACUGAGUAUCUAUUCUAAAAUCACUACUUUUCUUUUACGUUCAUUAUUCUUUUUUUUUUACUAUGUCAAUGUUUUCCUUUUAAAUCUGUUAACGCUGGUCCAGAAAGGGGAACGGCCGUUACUUGACCUUGUGCAUCGGAAAGCAUCUAAUUUUGCACUUUUAAUAAAAGUAUUUUUAUUUAAAAAUAAUUUUUGUAUGAUUUUUUUUAUUUAUCGAAUGAGUGACACCUCGGGUAACCUGUUCUUGACACCUUUAUAAGCAUUGACGGAUGUAAGUUGCCUUUAGGAAGAAUACAGGUGGGAGGGUGAGUCAUAUUCUGCGUUCAGAAGAGACUGAGAAUGUGCGUUUCGCUAUUCCAGUGGUUUAUUUCUUCCAUAUUUAGAAGAUGACUCAGUGUUUAUGUUUGCUUAGGAAUAACAUUAAAGGUUAUCUACAAUGUGAAAGAAGAAUAUGGAAUAGAAAGGCGAAGAAUCGGCAAAGAGUUUGUCAUGGCUGUUCGUUGUGUUGAUGUUCAUCAAGUGGCAUCAGUUAUUAAGAACAGGAAUGAGUCUGUUCUGAUCAUUGACAGCCGAUCUUUUAUAGAGCACAAUGCUUGUCAUAUUUCAACCGCAGUAAAUGUUUGCUGCUCUAAAAUCGUUAAAAGAAGAUUACAGCAAGAUAAGUUAUCUGUCAAAGAAUUAUUGAUUCAUACAUGCAGCCAUUGUGAUAUUGAAGAAAAGUUAGAUGUUGUUGUGUAUGAUCAAUCUUCCAAGGAUAUUGAAAGUAUACCUUCAGAUAGUUUCAUUCUCAUUCUGCUGAAGAAAUUGCAAGUUGUCUUUCAAAGCGUCAAUUUGCUUUCAGGUGGGUUCAAUGAUUUUCAAAAAUACUACCCAGAAUGCUGUGAAGAUAAGACUCGGGCACCACUUACAUCACUUUCACAACCAUGUUUACCAAUCUCUGGACCUACAAGAAUUCUGCCAUUCCUUUAUUUAGGCUCACAGUUAGAUGCUUUGAAUAGAGACCUUCUCAGGGAUCAUAACAUUACUUAUGAAUUAAAUGUCAGUACAUCUUGUCCUCGACCAGAAUUCCUACCUGAAGGUCAUUUCAUGCGUAUUCCUGUCAAUGACACUUAUAAUGAAAAAUUACUGCCUUUUUUUCCACAAGCUUUUCAUUUCUUGGAUAAGGUUCGCGAAGGAAGUGGGUGUGUUUUAGUUCACUGUUUGGCUGGUAUAUCAAGAUCUCCCACUGUAGCUAUUGCAUAUGUGAUGCGUUAUCUACAUUUAUCCUCUGAUGAUGGUUAUAGGUAUGUAAAAUCUAAACGUCCAACAAUUUCACCAAACUUUAACUUCCUUGGGCAGCUAUUAGAAUAUGAAAAACAACUCCGUAAAGAAAGCACAUUUGAUGGGAAGCCAACAGCUCCACCUGUAUGCAGCAAAAAACGUGUUUGCAGAACAGACAUGCGAACUUCUAAACUUUCUUUGGACAUUGAUCUGAAAAGAAAUGAAACAAACGUUUUUACCUUGCCUCGCAGUGGAGAUCAGUCUCCAACUACAGCACUUGCCAAACUUAGUUUCGAUAUCCAGAACUCUCCGUCAGUCCAUGAAAGGGAACCUACAGACUUUAAGCAAUUCAGAAGCAAAAGUUGUUAUGGGGAUUGGCUUCGUGAUCGUGACGAAAGAAAGACAAAAGAUUGUAAUGCAAUAACAAAAGUAUUGUCUCCAGUUAAAGAAAUUAAAUGUGAUGCCCUUAUAUCUGAAAUCUCGACUGGACAAUCAGAAAGAAAUUUAGCCAUGAACAAACAGCGAAGGCAAUCUAUGUUUUGUGCUAGGGAAGAGAAGCAUUCGUUUUCUAAUGUUGGUAAGACUGCAUGUUCUGAGAGAUUUUCCAUCCACACUUUAACCCACCAAUCAACAUUCGCCUACAACGAUCAACAAAAAGUGAAAUCUAGGUUAAGUGACACUUUUGAAAGUAAAGUUUUUUUCUUUGGUAAAGAUGAAACGAAAAAAGAGAAUCUUUUGAGAGAAUCGGGGCACAGACGAAUUUUGCGUGUCUCACCAGAGAGGUUACAAAAUCCAAAAAAAGAACACCCAGAAUCACAAUCUAAGCUCUCGCCAUUUUCAUUCAACUCAGAGCAAUGUAACCGUUCAGAUUCUGUAGGAACGUCAGGUUUUGGGAGUGAAAGUUCAGACUAUACUGAUAAUGUGUGCGAAACGAGUAAAAAACCGGUAGGUCAUGAUAUUGACUUUGAUGAACUUGAAGAUGAUGUUCUCAUGCGGAGUGGAAAACUAAAUACAUCCUUAAAAUAUGGUGCUAAUAGUAGAACUUUUUUUUCUUUGUCAUUUCAACCUGAAACUGCAUCUGAAUAUUAUCAGAAUUUAGAAAGUCCUUUAAGUCCGUCAGAAAGUCAUUUGUUGGAAGAUUUAGAGACUGAAAAAGAUACAGUCAAAACAGGUCCGUCAAGUCCUUGUCAGACCAGUAGUCAAACUGAUGAUAUAGAAAUUUUCCAUGACUCUGGCGUCCCAAUAUCACCUCCUUGGAUUUGGCCUAACAAAGGAACCACUAGUUCUAACGUGCCUCAAUGUUCUCCGACCAAAGAUAAAAGACAACCAUUUAAAGAACCAAUUUCUACACAUCAAUUUAAGUUUAGGACGUUUUGGUACAACAAAAAUUCUUAUGAAUCGAGGAUGAACGAACAAUCCUUAAACAGAGGUGCUUACAGUGAUAAAGUAGGACUGUAUAGGGUACAAUCAUGUCCUGGUAUUAUCUCUUAUGAGUCUUCCUUCUGCAUGCUAGCAGAACAAUCACAGAAAUACUCCAGGAAAGAUUUCGAAAAGAAAGAUAUUCUAUCCCAUGAAUCUUGUCCUGAUGUAUUACAUUUGAGAGAUAAUUUUGAGUCACAACGCCAAAGGGAUUUUCGUAGAAAUGUACGAACAAUUCAAGUGUCUUAAGUCCAAUUUUUCGAUUUCAUUCCAAUUGAGCAUAUCAAAUACAUUUUGACCUGCGAAUAUUUUGCUGCUUCUCUGCUACAUUAUUUCAAGUUUCUUCAGUGGGAUGAAGAUGCUGUUAUUCUUAGCUUGUUCUUCGUAUCAAUUUCAGUUUGGAUCUGACUUUCUUUUAAUUUGAUAAGGAAAUUUUUAAAACGGAACUAAAUUUUGAUCUCAGAUGAUUUUUAUGAAUCUUUAGAUUUCAAAGUAAAUUAUGUGAGUAAUUUCGUAGAAAUUUUUAUUUAUUUAUUAUGUAAUAAGUAGGGUUGAAAGUUUGUGACCGAAAUUCUCGGAAGAUUCGCUCUAACAGCUUCCCUUCCCCCACAUAGACAUAUAACAAUUCUGAAAAAAGAUAGCUACACAAAGAAAACAAAAAAGAGAAUAAAGGAGAAAGCAAUAAAAAAAUUAAUAAAAGAAAAAAAAUUAAAACUAAAAAUGCAAAAAAAAAUUUUUUUAAAUUAGGAAGAGUAAAAAUUAAUUACGAAAAGAUAUAACUUUUCUUGCAAUCCACAGAAUGAUAAUAGCAAUAUUAGCACAGAUUAGUGCUUUCCGAUAUCGUAUUAAUAUGGCCAAAGCAAUAUAUAAAUAUAUCAAAGCAAUAUAUAUACAUAUAUAUUUAAUGAGAUGUGAAAUAUUGAAAUACCCUCAAAAAUGACAAUUUAUUUUAAUUUAUAACCGACGUUGAACAGCCGAGGCAAUUCUGAGUUUAUGACUAUCAAUGUUCAACUCCUUAGCCUUGAUUUUUGAACCCAACUCAGAAGACAAGGGUAGAUCAAGCAAAAGGGAGAAACAAGGCUUCGUGGAGGACUUUUUAAUGGAACUAACCCGUAUUUACGUAACACGGAGAAUAAAACCUCCCACGGUUGGCCCAACGGCAAGGAGGUUAUAACCUAUGAUCUGUCUAGCACUGAGAUAUUGGUGCAGCCAGCACGGUGGCAAUGUAAGGCUGGAGCAGAAUUUGUACCACCAGAAACCGCUGGGUUUCGAAUCUGGCUCACCUCAUAGUGAGGCGAAUGCUCAAUCCCUUAAGCCAACAUGACUCUCAUUUUGAUAUUGAUUUGAUGUUAUAAUGUAAGUAAUAAAUUUAAAAAAAAAGAAAUCUCAACUUUUAAAAAUAUUUCUCAAAAAUCGUAGUAUUGAAAAAAUCGUGGCAAUCUGUUAUGUGCGACAAGCUUGCAACCCUAACCCUUCAUAAAUGAUACUUCUAUCAUUAAGGAUUAUUUAUAAUGAUAAUAAUAAAUAAAUAUUUAAAUUUUAGAAAGUUCAAAUAAAAAACUGAACAUAUUUUUUUGUAGUUGUGUGAAUUCCAAACUUUUAGAAUUUAUUUACAGAAGAACAAGCUAUCCUAUUUAAAAUUUGAUUUGCUUUAAAAUCAAAAUUAAAUAUGUUCAAUAACUUAUUAUUUUCAAGUGAUAUCUUUUUAUUUUGCUAGUCAUUUUAUUUUUCAUCAAAAUUAUAUCAAAUUUCUGUAUUUAUUCUUUGUUUUCAUUGCUUCAAAAUAAUGAUAGUAAUUAUAUGUACUAAUAAACAACAUAAUACAUUGAA
Parasteatoda tepidariorum (common house spider) is the source of this 4519-nucleotide messenger RNA. Lineage: Eukaryota; Metazoa; Arthropoda; Arachnida; Araneae; Theridiidae. The record is from RefSeq and is a predicted model, not a curated record.